Messenger RNA from Syzygium oleosum, 2009 nucleotides. RefSeq lists its product as uncharacterized. Bases 716 to 1588 code for a protein of 290 amino acids. The transcript has 4 exons. NCBI's taxonomy places the organism in Eukaryota, Viridiplantae, Streptophyta, Magnoliopsida, Myrtales, Myrtaceae. The record is from RefSeq and is a predicted model, not a curated record.
CAAACCCGAAGGCCGGACGAGUCGCUUAGACGAGAAGAAAAAGAAGGUGCGAACGUGAGAUCAGCAAACACGAACGGGAAAACAGAGUGUCUCUUUGUCUGGUCGUUUCCGCUGCCGACCUCUUCUCCUCACAGGGUGUCGAAAAAGUAAGACCUUUCGAAGGGGUGUUUCCAUCCCCAUCUACCCUUCUUUUCUUCCCUUUUCGGCAACCCAAACGAAAGGACGCCGAGGCUUGCACAACCACCAGUCAAUCGCUUCUCGUUUCUCCUGUUCUUUUCUACUUAUCGAUCCUUCCUUUUCCAUCGAAUCAUGCCAUCGAGCUGCUCCGGAAAUUGGCGAAUCGCAUCGUAAACGGUUCCGAAUUCUCGCCGGUCGUUUCUCCUCUGCUUGGGGACUUCCAUCACACAAGCAUCAUCAAGAUCAACCACCCUUCAAAGGUGCUGCCCUCUUGCUUUCUUUCUUUCCCCAUCAUCGCCUGCAUCACCCUCCACUUCCUCUCUCUCCUCUUCUCUGCCUCCCCUGGGGAUUUGUGAUCUGAACUCGCUCGGGAAGACAGCGAGUGGUUUCGUUGGGUCGAGCCGGUUUUUUCUUAGAUCUCAGGAUCGAUCCUCUGUCUUGGGUUGAAGCUGCCAGAAGCUCCUAGAAAGAGAGAGAGAGAGAGAGAGAGAGAGAGAGAGAGAGAGGGGGAGAGAGAGAAGCUUUGCGGUGUGCUCUGAUGGAGGAGGCUUCUAACGGGAAAGUGGCGGAGCCGACCCUGAAGGAGGUUGCAGAAACAGGGGACGUGAGAAAGGAGGGAGCUUUCGAGGAAGAUGGCGAGUACAACCACAAAGUCGAGGCCCGGUCAGUGAUAGGAGCGCCGGUCGUGGAUGGGAAUUCGGGGGAAGCCACGGAGACCCGGCGCGAGAAGGAAGCGAAAGACUCGAGCUCCAGCAGCAGCUCCAGCAGCAGCAGUUCCGAUGACGAAGAAGAAGAAGACGAUAAGAAAGAGAAGAAGGAGGAAAAGAUCGUUCCUUUGAUGGAGGAGGAAGAGAGCGUUGCCCAAAGCGGCGCCGUUUCGGUCGAGCAUGUCGUCGUCGCGGAGGAAGCACCAGCAGCGACUGAGGAUUCCGAGAAGGUUGACGCUGCGGCCGCCGUGGGACAGGAGGAGGAAACGGAAGCGGAGAUUCCCUCUGAUGAGACUGCUAACGGAGUCGUGCUGCCGGCGGGAGCCGAGGAGACGGCGCAGGUAGCCGUGGACGAGAGCGACGUGGCGGUUCCUGUGGUGGCGGCGGCGGGGGCGGCGGCAGUGGAAGAGAGGGCGACGGAGGAGCCCGUGUUGUUGGCGGUGGAGGAAGAAGUGAAGGAGGGCGAUUUGACGCCGGCCGCUGCCGACGUGGCGCCGAAGGAAUCCUCGCCGGCACAGCUGCUGGCCGACGUUCCGGCCAUCUCCGAAGGCGGUAUCGCGGCCGAGCAGGGGGUCGACGACGGAGAGAUCCCCGAAAGCACCGGAAGCCCGCCGAUAAUAUCGGUGAGUCGACGCACCGCACCACCAACUUCUUGGAGGAGUUGCUGCGGAUUGUUCGAGGUCUUGCGACGCUCUGAUAGGUGACUCAAAAGAAUUGGAGAGAAGAAGAUUGGAGUGCCAGUGAUUUUUUUCUUUUUGACAAUUUGGCGCCUUCGGGGUCGACCAAAUGGAUCGUGUGUUUAUCUCGUCGCUUUCGCACGACCCCUCGGACGAGCCGAGGCGUGCUCUUUCAUUUCUCGUUACAAAAAGAUUCGGAGGGAAUCCGAUCGGCACAGAUCUGCGACGGCUCGCGAGGAUGUGCCAUUUGAUUAGUCCUAGAAAAGAGUUAUUUUCUCAGCCAGGUCAAAGCUGCUAAAGAUGUCGAUGGUUUUCUUCUUUCUUGUUUGUUUUGAAUGCUGUCGAGAGUUGUUGUAUUGUCAGUGCGAAUCAAAGAGCUUGCAAAACAGUGUAUUGAUAUAUUCGUGCAUUCUUUUCCCUGCAAAAUUAAGUGCUGUCCCUCCUCAGA